GAUAGGCGAGCGUGGAUCGGGCUGCGCUAGCAUGAUCAGGUGCUGCAGGUACCGGCUCGGUACCUGACAUGGUUGUACCUCAUCGACCCGGGGCGGGCGGGCUUCCGUCCCUCCUUCCUCAUGUAAGAAAUUCCCGUCGCACCCCGCAAUCCCUUCCAAAGCCGACGCCGUGCCACCGCCGAACGCCGACGUCGCUUGUGGCCCUGAGCCUCGCAUCCUUCUUUUUUCUCUCAACUCGUCACCCAUCCCGACUCCCUUCCCGACUCCCGAAAAACAAGGGGCCGCUCGUAUAUACAAUUCCCUUCUUCAUCUCGCCUACCGUCCCUCGUCUACGGCACAUAAUUCCUUGGAGCGGCCAUCUCAUCACGUCGUAGCAUAUUAAAGAGACAGCACGCCAGCAAUGGCGCAGACCGAAGACGUCGACAUGGCCGCGACCACCAAGAAGCGCUCCCUCGACUCGGCCAGCGUCUCAGGCUCCUCCACCAGCGACGAGUCCACGCGCAAGCGCCGCCGCAACAGGAACAAGAACCGCAAGUCCGGCAGCCCCAACGGCGACGUCGCCGUCGUCAAUGGCGCCGCCUCGGCGCGCCGCCCCAGCGCUUUUGACCAGCGCCGCAACAGCCUGGGCAAGGCCGCACGCGACCCCCGGGACGAACCGCCCCCCAAGAAGCGCGCCCCCGUCGCAGGCCAGGGCCAAAAGGUCCGCCCGCCGAGCCCCGUCAUCGACUAUGACGGCCUGAGCAGGCCGACCCGAGGCACGCGCCAACGCCGAGAGGAAGACCCCGAGCAGGCUGAGAAGCGCCUUGACAAGAUGCGCGGCGCCGUGCGCACCCUCCUCGAGUGUGUCGGCGAGGACCCGGACCGCGAGGGCCUCCUCGACACGCCUUCGCGUUACGCAAAGGCCCUUCUUUUCCUCACAAAGGGCUACCAGGUCAACGUCGAGGACAUUGUCAACAACGCCCUCUUCCACGAGGGCCACAACGAGAUGGUCAUUGUCAAGGACAUUGAGAUUCACAGCCUUUGCGAGCACCACCUCGUGCCCUUCAUCGGCAAGAUGCACAUCGGCUACAUCCCCUCCGACACCGUCAUCGGCCUCUCCAAGCUGCCCCGCAUCGCCGAGAUGUACGCCCGCCGCCUGCAGAUCCAGGAGCGCCUUACCAAGGAGGUCGCCCACGCCAUCAUGGAGAUCCUCAAGCCCCAGGGCGUCGCCGUCGUCAUGGAGUCGAGCCACCUCUGCAUGGUCAUGCGCGGCGUCCAGCAGACGUCGACCUCCACAAUCACCAGCUGCGUCCUCGGCUGCUUCGAGCGCAAGUCCAAGACGCGCAACGAAUUUCUCAGCCUCGUUGGCGUCAACCGCACAUGAGCUCCUCGACGCGUCUUGCUGCCCGCUGUUCCUGUACCUGGCGCAUGUCUUCUUUUCCCAUUCAACAAUCCAUUCAACCAUCCAUCCACCUAAACGCAUCAACGCACGUGUUGGACCACAUUCACCAAUCUAGCUAUCUCUGCAUUUUCGGCGGCGUUUUGCUUUUUUAAAGACACGGACAAACAGCCUUUAUCCUCUGACAACGAAUGCGACCAGGAUCGACGAGCGGUUCUUCCCCCCUCGUCUUCGUCUGCUGGUUUUCUUCUUUUUCUUUUCUUCUGCUGGGUAUGUGUGCGCUUUCGCAAAAGAAUCAAGAAAGAGGGGGGGUGGGGAGGGGGGAAAGAGAGCGAGAGAGACCAUGUGCAUUCAACAACCUGAACUUGGUCGGCCACGACGACGAUGACAACGAACGACAAUGGUGUUUACGUGUUUUUGCUGUUAUUCUUCACACACACACACACACACAUCAUGUAACGAACACGCGGUCUGGGAGGCGGCGCCGGCGCAGGCGGCGGUGGAGAGCGGUGGAUGGAGGAAGGGCCCGGGCUGCUGCCGGAGACAGACAGCCACUGCAGGUCGAACUGAACUGCCGAUGCCCAGACAUCACCGCCGCCGCCACGGCCACCAGCGAACAACCCGCGCGGCUGGUCUGCAUACACGUAUAGACUUCCUGGGCUCAACGCCCUGAAGAGAGAGAGAGAGAGAGCGGGCUUGAGAAAGAAUCCGAAGCGCGAAGUCGCGACAGAAAUGACAUCACAUCAAAGAGGGAACAUGACGUGCCUAUUCAUCCCACCGUCCGUUGCGAUGCGAUGCGACGUAAUGCAGUGCAACCCGAGGCAUUUGGAG
Molecule: messenger RNA, 2209 nt
Organism: Purpureocillium takamizusanense
Lineage: Eukaryota; Fungi; Ascomycota; Sordariomycetes; Hypocreales; Ophiocordycipitaceae
Gene: GCH1
Product: GTP cyclohydrolase I
Exons: 4
Coding region: 401-1363 (320 amino acids)
Biological process (GO): tetrahydrobiopterin biosynthetic process; tetrahydrofolate biosynthetic process
Cellular component (GO): cytoplasm
Molecular function (GO): GTP cyclohydrolase I activity; zinc ion binding; GTP binding
Source: RefSeq, a predicted model, not a curated record